Molecule: messenger RNA, 5206 nt
Organism: Pseudoliparis swirei
Lineage: Eukaryota; Metazoa; Chordata; Actinopteri; Perciformes; Liparidae
Product: bromo adjacent homology domain-containing 1 protein
Exons: 7
Coding region: 154-2763 (869 amino acids)
Molecular function (GO): chromatin binding
Source: RefSeq, a predicted model, not a curated record
CACACCACACCACACCCCCACCACCACCAACACCUCCGCUCUCUCGCUUCACCCGCACAUUGUGCUCGACGGUUCCUCGGCUGUUGGGUAGGAGGACGUGCACGCGCAGCGCGCGCGUCGGCGAGCCGCCCCUCCCCCCCCGAGAAGCAUGUGAUGACUCACGCCAGGCAGAAGGGUUCCCCCGGGCCGAGCGACGGCCGCCCUCUUUGGCCACACGGCGGCGCCGCCGUCGCCAUGGCCGACGCCUGGACCGAGCGCUCGCUCCGAUUCGGGAGGACGAAGAAGAUCGCCGUCGAGGUCGUCAAGCAGAGGGGAGUCCCGGCCGAGAGGGCGGACGGCGAAAACGGGAGGACGGAAAAUAAAUCGCACCGCGAUAGAAAACCGGACCCGGGGCGCGACAAGAAACGGGACAGGAAGUCGUACCCGUUGCGCGGGCGGGCCGCGGGCUCGGGAGGGGAGGGGCUGAGCUGCCGCGUCCUCCUCACCCGAUUGGACGAGAGCGUCCGAGAGCGGAAGUGUUCCGGAGAGCGGGCGGCGCGACGCGAGGCGUCUCUCGGAGCCCAAACCCCGAAGUCCAAAAGCGUCAAAAGGAAAGAGGCGGAGCCUCGAGCGAGAAGCAAAUCAAAGUCGAGCAGCCCGAGUCGCGGCGAGAGCGCUCACGUGCCGCGACCUCGCAAGCGCCGCUUGGCCUCGCUCAACGCCGAGGCGGUGAACAGCCUGCUGCUCGAGAGAGCCAAUGAGUCUCAUUCGGCCGCCAAGCAGGCGAGGAGGCGGAGCCAGACCGCCGCCAGAGGGGCGUCCCCGGAUGCGAAGACAGCCGGGAGCGGCGGAGGUCUGAAGGCCUCGCGCGGAACCGGCGAACGGCGCCGAAGCUCCGAGAAGGUCAAGAAGGUCAACCGAGCGGAGAUGAGCCAGGAGAGUCUGGACGCCCCCGCCCCCAGGAGGUUAGCCGGACUCAACGCCGCCGCCCUGCUGAGGCUAACCAGCUCCUCCGCCACCAGCAAGCAGCGAGCGAAGAACGUACCCGCGGCGGACCGCAAGGCGGCGCGGCGCCACUCCGGGGUCAAACACAAGGCGCGCUCACAACAGCCGAGGGGGGGGGAGGCGGCCCCGCUGCACGGCGGCGGCGGCUGCACGGCCUGCGAGGAGAAGAAGAAGAAGAAGGCGGACUUUGAGCCCAAAGUGGAGUGGGACACCGGCGGCUGCACCCGGCGGCUCACCAAGCCGGGCUACCAGUCCCGCGGCGUGCUGGCGUUCCCCUUGAAGCAAGUGAAGGAAGAGCAGCUGGAGGCGGAGCUUAGCCCGUACUACUGCUGCCCCCCGGAGGGCUCGGUGGAGUACUGCCACCGCUUGGCGUUCUUCCUGGGCCGGCAGCCGUACGGGGGGCCGGACCGCCCCGCGCUCGCCGCGGCCAUGACCCCCGUGAAGGGCGAGUGCCUCGCGGCGUCGCCGCCGCCGCCGCAUUCCCACCCGCACGCGCACGCCGCCCUCACCCUCAGCCCCCACCCGUGCCUCUGCACCGCCGACCACUGCUUCUCCAGCUACUACGUGCACAUCGCCCACCCGACGACGCACGCCGGGACGACGGCGACUUCGGCGGCGGCGGCGAGCAUGGCCUCGCGACCUUUGAACUUUGCCCCCGCCGGUUUGUGCCCCAAUCGGACGACCGGCUCCAAGCUGCUGGGCCCGCCUCCCCGCCACGCCUACUGCAACUCGGUGGCGUCGGCGUGUUACGGCGACGCCUGCGGGAUCGGGGGCUACGCCUACAGAGCGGUGCCGCCGCCGGCGGCCAGCAGGGGGUGCUCCUUCAGCGCGGCGUGCGCCGGCUGCACACGGGCCGUCAAGACAGAGGGUUACUCUUCCUCGCCUCAGGCCGACCACAGCCCCUCCCGCCCGGCCCCCCCAGGGUCCCCGCCCGUGUCCGGCUGCCCUCUCUCCAGCGUGCCCACCUCCACCUCCACCCAGACGCGACCCCGCCCGCUGACCUCUCCGUCGGGGCGGGACCGGCCCCAGGCGGCCCGGUUGAAGCUGGCCCCCGAGCGGCCUCGGAGCGACGAGCCCGCCGUCGGAUCCCCGUCCGUGGGACGCUCGCCGCGGCCGCCGCAGAGACAACCGCCGCCGCCGCCGCCGUCCGUGCCGAGCAUCGCCGCCGCCAAACAAAAGAGAGUCGGCCGCAGACGAGCCACCAACGGGUGGAGGCCCGUCGGAGCGGCGACGGAGAGGGACGUCUUCAUCGCGGGCGAGGACGAGACGGCGCCCCGGCAGUGUUACGAGGGCGUGGAGCGGGACGGGGAGGUGAUCCACGUCAGAGACACGGUGCUGCUGCGAUCGGGCCCCAGGAAGAAAACCCUCCCCUACGUCGCCAAGAUAUCGGCCCUGUGGGACGACCCCAAAACAGGAGAGCUGAUGAUGAGUCUGUUCUGGUACUACCGACCCGAGCACACACAGGGAGGCCGAGAUCCAGGCGCACACUGUGAGAAUGAGAUUUUUGCCUCUCGGCAUCAGGAUGAAAACAGCGUCGCCUGCAUAGAAGACCGAUGCUACGUCCUCCCACUAGCCCAGUACUGUAGAUUUUGUGCCUUGGUGAAGCGGCGUGCCGAAGGCGCCGCCCCCCCCGGCGGCGCCCCCGUGGUGCCCUGCCGCCCCGACUUCGCCCCCCCCUCCCACCGCUGUGUGCCCACGGACGUCGACCCCGAGCUGGUGUACCUCUGCCGGCACGUCUACGACUUCCGCUUCGGACGCGUCCUGAAGAACCUGCAGUAGAGGGGCGGGCCUUGGGGGGGGGGGGGGGCUUUAAUCAUAACGUAGCUCCGCCUCCCGCACAGAGAGCGGCGGCGAGCUGAAGGACUACGCGCCACUGGUUUUGGAGAGACACAUAAUGAAGCACAGGUCCCUUUCGUUUGACUACAAAGGGACGCCAUGAAUCUCAAUAAGAGCAACUACAUUUCCUGUUUAGCUUGUGCCCCCCCCCCCCCACACACACACACACACACUGAAGUGUGCCACUGUCAGGGCGCCGUUUCCCCCUCAAAGCGUCUUAGCACAACAAUCAUGUUUGUUCCAUUUAUACGCCGACGGCUCAGGGGGGGGGGGUACCGGCGUUCAACAACCGGCCCGGGCUGCGUGGCGCCAUCUUGCGUCUCCUGAUUUGAGUGUGUGUGUGUGUGUGUGUGUGUGUGUGUGUGUGUGUGUGUGUGUGUGUGUGUGUGUGUGUUGCAGAUAACUGGAUGCGUGUGGCUACGUCGUGUGACGUGUUUUUCUUUUCGGAGGCUUUCAGGCAAUCAAACCAAAACAAGCCUCUCUCCCCCGCGUGACGCUGACGGAGGCGUUUUCAUCUCGAGGGGCGAACUGAAACACGCCGCACGUACCUGGAGGGAGUUUGUGAAACUGAGGAUCUAAAAACAUCUCAAAGCGGCUGUUUUUUUUAAUGAAUGAAAACACAUUUUUCAAACCAAACCUUUAUCUCGGGCCUCAGAAGCUCGUCUCACGGGCCGACGGAGGAGGCUGACGGGUUGGUCCACAGCUGCUCCCUGUGCCCUGCCUUGUGACUCGCAGGUCGAGAUCCAGGCAGCCGGCGUCGCCACACACACAUACACACACACACACACACACCUGGGAGGUGGUAGAGCAGGUGUGCUGUAGAUCCACUGGACAGACCGCUCAGGUUCAGCGUCAUCGUUUUAUCAAUUACGUGUCAGGAAAUUAUGAAAUUGCCUUUUUAAAAUAUAUAUAUAUGGUUUUCCCCCAACAGCCCCCCGAUGUUCAAGCAUCUUGUUUUCUUGUUCGACCAACAGUCCCGACACACAAAAGAUAUCCAGGUAAUUUACAUGUCGGACAAGGUGAAAGCGUGAAACGGCAUUUUAAAGGCAUUUAUUGGAGGAAAUGGAAUUUAAUAUGAAUUAAUAUUUUUCCUUCCGUUCAUAAUCACCUGACCAUGAGCCAGAUCUUGUGAAUUCAAUGGUUAUCAACACAGUGGCCCUUUGAGUUCCAGUUGCAGCUCUAAACUGGUUGGAAACACACGGUGAUGUGUAAUGAUACCACCCCCCCCGGCCCCCCCGCUCCUCCACCUGAAGACAAACCAAAGGAUGUCACGCAAGCCAGAGUCCCCGUCUCCUCCUCCCUCGUUCCCUUUACCGUAUUGCACUAAUCCAUUCCUCUAUUAUGUGUAUUUCAUUAUUUUGUCUUCUUCCAGAUACUAAUAUCCUGUGUGUGUGUGUGUGUGUUGCGUAGAGAAGGAAACAGUCAGGAUGUCAUUGCUGCUUUUUUGUUGUCAGUGUAUAUUUCUAGUCAUGUGACCUGAUGCACAACCCAUGGAAUAUAUAUGUGUGUCUAUGUAUAUAUAUUUAUAUAUAUAUAUAUAUAAUUAUUAUUUAUAUAUAUACAUAUAUAUAUAUUUAUAUAUAUUCAGGCCACACUCAUGCUUUGCCUUUUAACCUGCAAGUGUUUUACUGUCACUCAGAAAGAAGUAGCGUCGGAGUGUGUGUACCUGUUUUAAAUUAUUAUUAUGAUUUUUAAAUGUAAAGAGUACCUGAUGCUUUCCUGCAAACGCCCCGUUGUUCAACAUCGGUCGAGCCGAAACACCUGAAGCAUCAAAACUAAAUCAAAUCCUGAUAUUUGGAUGUUUUCUUCUUUUUUUUCUAUUAACGGCCAGAUUCUCCAUAUAAGUAAUAUAUAUAUAAUGUGUAUAUAUAUAUGUAUUAUCCUACUUUACAAUGUCUCCUUAUUAAGAAUAUUUUAUUAUGUCGGUUUUCCUAAGAUGGCAUAUGCAAUAUAUUUUUGGACGUACUAUUUUUUGAAGAAAAAAAAACUUCUCAAAGCAAAAAUGUUUUGGGGUUUUUAUUAAUUUUUUGGGGGGUUGGAAACGAGUUUGAAGUCAUUAUUAAUUGAGAUUUGACCAAAAUGCCAGAAAGAGGAGAAUGAAGGUGAAGAGGAGCUUCUCUCAUGAAGUGUACAUAUCUGAUCCAGGAAGCACCGGGCUCUCUCUCAACGAGUAUUUUUGCAAGAUCUGUAAUAAUUAUAUUUAAAGUAAGAAAAUAUUUAAAUGGGUUAAAACAAUACAAUAUAUUAAGAUUUCAAUUUAACUUAUUUAGAAAUACUGUGUCCGAUCUUGAUUCUAACUGUAUCCUGUGUCUUUGCGCCGCAGGAUGGACAUUUAUUUUGUGUUUAUUUGUAUUUUAUGAGUUUAGAAAUUAAAUGGUUGAGUGGU